AUGUCAUUCGACUACAUCGAAAUAGACGAUCCUGUCUAUAAGGCAACGUGCGAGGAACGUGGGCAGCGAGAUUAUGUUCUAGUCAAACCGAAUGACUACAGUAAGGUACCCAUUACGCUUUCCAACUGGGCACCCGAACUGUGCUGUUUGAACACGAGGUAUCAGACACUGGAUCAAAGAAUAAAAGAUAUGGAAAUCAAACCAGACGACGUAUGGUUGGUAACGUACCCGAAGAGCGGUACCACUUGGUGCCAGGAAAUGAUUUGGCUCAUCUGCAACGACCUCGACUACGAGAAAGCUAAUUCAAUCAAUUUGACCAAUCGGUUCCCUUACCUGGAAAAGGGAGGUCUACGCGAUCUACCUCGUGGGAUGGACCGCUUUCAGGAAGUUGACUCCUUGUCGUCUCCGAGGUUCAUCAAAUCCCAUCUACCGGUUGCCUUGCUGCCGGAUCAAAUCUGGACCGUAAGGCCCAAGAUGGUCUACGUUCGGAGGAAUCCAAAAUCGGUCGCUGUGUCUCUGUACCAUCAUUCGGUUUCGCUGACCCAAUACAAGGGAACGAUCGAUCAGUUUGUGCAGUCGUUCAUGAAGGAGCUGGAAUACUACUCACCUUAUCAUCGACAUGUGAUUGAGUAUCACCAUUUGGAUUGCCAGGACAAUUUGCUACAUCUAUGCUACGAAGACAUGAAGAAGGAUCUCAAAAGCACACUGAAACGCGUAAGCGCCUUUUUCAAUAAAUCCUACUCGGACGAGCAGUUGGCCGAAUUGGAACAGCAUCUAUCGUUCGAUUCGAUGAAAAAGAAUAGCGCGGUCAAUUAUCGUGACCGAGUCGAGUUCUUCCUGACCAAAACGAACCGGGCCGACAAGCUGACCGAUCAGAACUACUUGUUUAUGAGACGUGGAGAGGUGGACGGGUGGAAGAGGGAGUUGGAGCCGAAGUUGCAGCAUGCGCUUGAAGAGUGGACCAAGCGGAAGGUGGUUAAUUCGGAGCAUUUGAAGCUUUUUCAAUGA
Messenger RNA from Ochlerotatus camptorhynchus, 1008 nucleotides. RefSeq names its product luciferin sulfotransferase-like. Gene Ontology annotation, molecular function: sulfotransferase activity. The transcript has 3 exons. Gene Ontology annotation, cellular component: cytoplasm. The record is from RefSeq and is a predicted model, not a curated record. Gene Ontology annotation, biological process: sulfation. NCBI's taxonomy places the organism in Eukaryota, Metazoa, Arthropoda, Insecta, Diptera, Culicidae. The coding region runs from base 1 to 1008 and encodes 335 amino acids.